Phasianus colchicus (ring-necked pheasant) is the source of this 7276-nucleotide messenger RNA. It is a transcript of the gene XKRX, whose product is annotated as XK related X-linked. Gene Ontology annotation, cellular component: membrane. Lineage: Eukaryota; Metazoa; Chordata; Aves; Galliformes; Phasianidae. The record is from RefSeq and is a predicted model, not a curated record.
UGUGGGCGGCCACGGGCUGCUCCAGGUCCAGGGUCAGGUGAUGGGGAGCAGGCAGUGGGGAGCUGCAAGGAGUGCUCAGCAGCAGCACGCAGGAGCCAGCGCAGUCCUUGCAGUGUGCUGCGGGCUGGGCCCACAGCUGCACAUGGCUCCUGGAGGUGGAGGUGUUCGGUCAGCCCCCACAGCCCCUGGAUGCACACGGAGGGGAUGUGGGCUUGGGGCAGCCCUGCACUCACAAUGCGGCAGGGCGAGUGGUUCUCGUUGACGAGCCGCUGCAGUGCCAGGCGCUCGAUCAGCUCACAGGGCAGCAGGGCAGCUGCCACAUCCUGCUUGUUGGCCAGGCUGAGGCAUAGGGAGAGGUGGUCAGUCCUGGAGCCAUCUCACUACAUGCUCCCCAUCACUGCUGGGGCUCCCACUCCUCCCCACAACCCCAAACACUACAGCCUUACAGCAAAAGAGGCUUUCCGGAGACAUCGGGGUGACUCAGGACACGGCUCAGAGCCUUGCGGGCCUCCUCCAUCCGUGCCAGGUCGCUGGAGUCCAGCACGAAGAGCAGCCCGUCGGCUGCACUGUAGUGGCUGCGCCAGGCACUGCGGCAGCGCUGAGCUCCGGGCAGCUCCACCAGUGUCACCUCAAACCUGUUCACCCGCAGGCGGGUCUGGCCGGGCUGUGCUGCAGGCAGCACCUCGCUGGCCAGAGCUGUGUGUGGGGAGAGGGCUGUGGUGUGAGAGCACUCCUUCCAUGCAUACAUCCCUCCUCCUGGCCACAUCCCCCCCCCGACUUGCAGGAUCCCCAAGGCCCAGCCAACACUCUAUUCCCCAGAGCAGCAAGCUGAUUUCUUUAUUUCAUGGAACACAACUGGCACAGCCCAGCCGAGAGGGAUUUGUGAGGCACUGCUGCUGGGAUCCUGGGCAUUGCAUCGCCUGCUGCAGCUCACAAGCACACUAGGCACAAGCAAGCAUCACGCUCCCUGUGGGACCCUCCCCAGAGAAGGCCAUCCUCCCCACCUCUCAUGAUGUCCAUGAUGACGGAGCUCUUCCCUGAGCUGUCCAGCCCCAUGACGAGCAGGGUCACUUUCCUGGGGGCAACACCAAGUACUGAGCAUCAGGGCUCCAUCUGAGCCACUGUCCUCAGCUAUAAUGCUGGCUGCCAGCUCUGGGGCCUCUGGGUGAGGGAACAGCUUUACUUUGGCCAGGAGAGCGGCAGGAUGGUGCCUGGGGAGAGGGUGAGGGCAGAGCUACCAGCGCCAGCACCUGGAGCAUCCUGGCACUUUAACAGCAACAGUUUCCCGUCAUAUGGGGUUGGGCAAUGGUACACACAGGGCAAAAACAUUGUUACUUAUACUGGAGCAGUUAAUGAUUUUUCUUAGUGCUUUUCCGCAUUGUAGCUAAACCAGAGAUAGCAGGGACAUUCUAUCAGCCCAGACCCAAGAGAUUUUUCCUGUUCCUCAACAGUCAUGUUUGGUCUGCAGUAACACACUCCAUCAUCUGAGCAUUUCCUCUUUGGUUUACAUGUCAACAACAUGAGUCAUUUUCACCUUAAACACAAACAAGAGCCUGCGUGGGCAGUGAGCUCCACCUCCAGCACUGCAGCACCACAUUGACACUGCUGGGAUGGAACCAUAAACCCCCACAUUGCAAACAUCACCCACCUGCAGUGCUCCUCCCAAGGGCUUUAAAACCCAGCUCCAUGGCACUGUGUCCCUUGCCCUACAACUUGGGGAGCCCCGGUGCAGCACCCCGGUGUCCCUCAGCUGAAAGCAGCAUGGAUUUACCUGACGGGCUCCUGCACGGCCUGCAGCCAGGUCCAGCAGUGUGAGAAGAGGUGGAACAUGCUCUGCGCUGUGCUGUGGGCGCCCUCAAACCCAGCGGCCCGGCGUGGCCCUGUGCUCUGUGCCUCCACUCACACCACAAACUCACUCCCCUUGCAUCUCCUUUGCGUAGCACCUGCUUAAACCUAAUCUGGAUUUACGUGAUUUAUUCCCUGCAGCCUCCCUAAUCCACACAGGUCAGCCCAGGCUGCUGCAUGCUGUUCCUUCGUAAUAGUUUGGAGGCUUCCAGAGCAGAAUCAGCACACAGCUGGGCAAUGCUUGGCUGGGAGCAGGGAGGUGGGGGGGCUGUGAGAAGCACCCAGUGUUCUACUGGAGGUACCAGGCUGCUCUGCACACCCAUGGCUGCUCCUGGCCCCGUAGAUGCCUGUGCACCUCCAUGUGAGUUUGUUGCCUGAAGCAGAUGGAGUCUGGGUGAGGAUGACUCAGGGCUGGACAAUAGUGACAGUGGGGAGGGAGAGGACCAAGCUUCAGCUCCUUGAUCUGCAGCCCCCCAGUGCUUAUCUGGCUCCUUGUGUUUCCUGUUGCUUCCCACAGCCAUGGCUGGUUCGCUGCAGGCAGAGAGAGGCUGGACAGGGGGGUGUGAACCAUAGCAGCUCAGUGCAGAACAUGGAAUCCAGAGGGAUGAGGACAUGAGAUCUGCCAAAAACCAUGCCAGGAAGUAUAGGCUGCAGGUGGGAUCCACGCUUCAUUUCUCAGCACCAGCAGCCAUACAGCAGCUAUACCAAAGUGAGCUGGGGUUGCAGAGGUGAUGCCAAGCAUCCCAUAGCACUCACACACUGGGGCACUAGCAUGGCUUUCCCCGGAAAACCCUGCAGUGGGGCACAACACACUGAGACAUGAGGGUGGGGCAAUGCCAGGCCCCAGGUCAACGGCCCAUGUGGGCAGAGAGCUCACAGGAUUAAUGAUUGACAGAGGAAGUUUCCGUAGUCACUGUGGCCAGGCACAGCCAACAGCAGUAUUCAGGGCAAUGGUGUGCCUGCAUGCUCCAUCUCUCUGGCAGCACCCCAGCCUGGCUGAGGUGAGCAGGUGGCACCCAGAGCUGUCACAAACACCGAUUAAAUGAGCAUUAGAAUCUCAUUUCUGGCUGCCAGCAAGCAGCCUGCCUCCUGACAUCCACACCCUCACUGCCUCGCAUGUGUGCUCAUCACCUCCUCCUACAUGCAUGGGUGCAGCCCUGACCCACUUCCCAGGCCCAGCGGUGGCUGUGCCCCUGUCUCCUGCUGUCCCCCAGCCUGGGGGUGCUGUGACUGUGUCAGUGGUCCCUCCAGUAUCACAGGCCCCCGCAAGAACAUGACAUGGCGAAGCCCUUUGCAGAAGGAGCUGCGCCCAUAUCACAUGGACACACUGGAGGUAGCAACCCCCAUGCACCCAAGGCAUGGAGGACACCCCUCCUGAUGUGCACACCUCCAGAAAAACCUCAAAAAUGCACCCCAGAGCCCAGUGAAACCUGCGGGUGCUGGGAAAGGGCCGAGCCCUGAGCAAUGGGCGUUCUGCUCCACCUGGGACGUGGUGUGGCAGUGGCUCAGGUUACAGGGCUGGCAGGGUGCCCGCAGCAGGCGGCCCAGGGACACACGUGUCCCCUCUCCCUGCACGUCCUACAGCACAGGGACACCCCUCGGCAGUGCCAACAGGGGACCCUUGGGAGCCGUCCGAGUUUCCUUGGUGACUGUUGCCAGCCCAUUGGAGAGCAGCAGGCAAGGGAAGGAGGUGACACUACAGAGACCACGGAGAAGUGUGGAGGGACACGGGCUGUGCUGUCACGGCUUCAUGGACCCCCUCGGGAUGAUGGCGCGGCGGGGCUGAGCGGCGCCGGGGCCGCGAUGGACGGCCCGGGAGAGGGGCAGCCGCCCGCCGCCGCCCCGUCGAGGGCGAAGCUGCCGCUCGGCAUCGUCUUCUCGACGGCGCUGUUCUGCGGGGAGAGCGCGGCGGCCGCCGUCCUCUGCUUCUCCUACAGCCACUCCGACGACCGCUUCUGGCUGGCGCUCACCAUCUUUUUCGUGCUCUGCCCCUCCGUCCUGGUGCAGCUCACCCUUAUCUUCGUGCAUCGCGACCUCAGCCGCGACCGACCGCUCGUCCUGCUCAUGCACCUGCUGCAGCUGGGGCCCGUCAUCAGGUGUGUGGAGGCCCUGGUGGUGUACUGCUGGUCGGGACAGGAAGAGGAGCCCUACGUCACCAUCACACGCAAGCGGCGGCUGCGCAAGGGCUAUGAAGUGGAGCUGGAGCAGGAGGUGGGCCAUUCGGUGCGCCGGCUGGCCACCCACCGCAACGCCUUCAAACGCAUGGCUGUCAUCCAGGCCUUCCUGGGCUCCACCCCACAGCUCACCCUGCAGCUCUACAUCAGCAUCCUGGAGAAGUAUGUCCCCAUUGCACGAGCCAUCCUCAUGGGCAUCUGCCUGGUGUCGGUCACCUAUGGGGCGCUUGUCUGCAAUGUCCUGGCCAUCCAGGUCAAGUACGAUGACUACAAGGUGCAGCUGCGGCCGCUGGCCUUCCUCUGCAUUGUGCUGUGGCGCAGCCUGGAGAUCUCCACCCGUGUGGCUGUCCUGGUGCUCUUCAGCACCGUCUUCAAGCACUGGAUCAUCCCCAUUGCCUUGGCCAACCUGCUGGUGGUCUUCUUCCAGCCCUGGGUGCAGUUCUGGCGCAGUGGCACGCGGCUGCCCGACAACAUCGAGAAGAACUUCAGCCGGGUGGGCACGGUGGUGGUGCUGUUUGCCUUCACCCUGCUCUAUGCCAGCAUCAACAUGUUCUGCUGGUCGGCUGUGCAGCUCAAGUUGGCCGACCGGGACCUCAUUGACAAGUCACAGAACUGGGGCCGCUUGGCUGUGUACUACGUGGCCCGGCUGCUGGAGAACACGGCACUGGUCGUUCUCUGGUACUUCUUUAAGACUGAUGUCUAUGAGAACAUCUGUACAUUGCUGCUGGUGGUGCAGCUGCUGCUCGGCUACUGCCUGGCCAUCUACUUCAUGCUCCUCUUCUUCCAGUACCUGCAUCCGUGCCGCCAGCUCUUCCGACACAACGUCGCUGAUUUCCUGCACUGUGUCUGCUGCCGGCGGACCCUGGAUGGUGCAGAGCUCCUGGAGGCACCACAUGAACCUGGUGUGAGGCACAGCAUCGUCUGAAGCACAGCCUGGGAACAUGGACAAGGGGCUGUGGUGGCAUGAGCCAUGUCGAGGUCUCCACGGUGCUGUAGUGGCUGCACUGUAAGUGCUGGUGCCCUGCACUGAGCACUGGUACGGCCCCAUGGUGUCAGGGGACAGAGCAUGCCAACCGCCUGGAACACACACACAAGGGACAUAUGGGGUGUGCAGACCCCAGUGGGGCACACAGCAUUGGGAGCUUUGUCCCCGCCCUGCUGUGACCCCAGGGAUGCUGCUCCGGGUCUGUUUUGAGCAGUAAAGAAACUUUGCUGUGGCUCUGCAUCUGGGUGCUGGCAGGCAGCAGUGACUCACGUGGGUGGGGACUGCCAGGAUGGGGUCAAACAACAUGCGUGCACGCUGCCCACGUACACUUCAUUCAUACUGCACCUGGGCAGGGGACCAAGCUAUGUCCCUGAGCUGGGGGCUGCAAUGCAGGCUCAGCAGCACAACCCAAUCUCUCCCAGCUGCUGCAGGCUUGCACUUGUCCCGCGAUGGAGCCGAUAAGGGGCAGGGAGGCUGAGGGCCUCUUCCUGCUGCUCCACCAGCGCAGCUCUGGCUGUCAGCUGGCAGCAACCCCAGUUGUGACACAGCGUGAUCUUACCUAACUUGUUCCUCUGGCCACCAGGUGCCAGCUGCCAUGCUGGCAUGAGAUGUGGGUGCUGUGGUGCUGGACAUCGCAGUGUCAUGAUCCUGCUGCAGUGUGAUCCCCCAGCAGCCAUUUAUAGAGCUGUCACUGCUGAGGGUGCUCAGCAUCACUGGGUGCACAGCUGGAACAUGCUGCCUUGGUGUGCUGAGCCCUGGCUGGCUCCUGGCACCAACACAGUGGCACUGCUGUGCCCUGGGAUGCCUCCCAUCUUCUGCAGUUUUUCUUGUGAAAAGUCAUCAGGGGAGACCAGGGAGGGUCGUGUUUGCCAAGCAGAGCCCUCUCCAGUUCCCUGCCACCAGGAAGUUCCUGCCUUAAAAAAGCACGCUCUGUCCCCAAAUGCUACAGGGGAGGGGAGAAACAGGGCCGUGCCCCCACGUCCCCCUCCCUGCUGUGCCACCUCCACGUGGGACCCCGUGGGACCCCUCGCAAGCCUCCCCGGCACCUCGCCCUGCCGUCGGGGCCGCGGCUCCGGGCUCAGCCGGCGUUCCUGGAAGGAGCCUUUGAAACCCUGCGGCAUUUCCUCCAAGACACCGUGGGGGAAAGUCCCCGCAGCGCCGUUCCCAGGGCCGGGGCCGUUCCCGGGGCUGCUGCCUCCAUAAAACGCGGGCGGGCGGCAGCGGGCUGCAUUCGCUGUGGGCGGACGGAGACAUCGCAGUAUGGGCAACUGGCUGGUCAACCACUGGUUCUCGGCUGCCGUCUUUGUGAGUGCGUGGGGCUCAGGCUGCUGGGGGGCUGGAGGGGCUGGGGGGAAACUGGGAGCUGUCCGGGUUCUGCCAUCCACGGAGAAACAAAGAACUCCUCUGUAUGAAUGAAUGGACACAGCCCCCGCUGGUGGCUGCAGAUCUCAUGUAAGGACUCCUAGGCUGAAAGGAAAGGUGGACCCCAAUGCUCAGGGGUUAUUUCUACCCUAUCUGCCUCUUCCCACUCACAACCUGAAGGUCCAAAAUCCCCAAUUGCUCACAGUGAAGUAGAGAAGCAGUUCAUCCCUCCCUGCGGCAUCCAAAACCAAUGGAUGGAAAGUGCAAAACUUGAAACUGCCACUGCUCUGCUCUGCUGCUGCAGGCAGGGAGGAUCCCACUCGGGUUUUCUCCUCUCAUGGAGCUGCUUGGUGCCGGAGGAGCUGCAGCACCCACAGCACUGCUGCAACAGCAGGAGGCUGCAACGUCUGGGAAACGGGGGAUGUGGGGAUGGGUGCAGGAAAUUGGGAUAUUUGUAUAUUUUAAAUUGUUAAAGAAAAAUAGAACUCAGGGCAGAGUGGUUUUGGGAACUCUGCAAAAAAUGCAGCUCCAGUGCAGUGCAGAGCAGUGUAGGGGAGCGGGGCUGUGCUGCAGGGCUGGCAGCAUGGUGAGGACUGGCAGCUGCAUCCCUGCAGCAUUUCCUCCUCCCAGACCUUUCCGGUUCGGUAUCUGCCCCAGGCCCUUCCCUUUCUCAGCAGCAGAUAUUUCCUUUAUCUUCCUUUCCUCAUUCCUUGUGCAUGCAGAAGGAUGGCAGUGACAGGACAGUUAUUUUGCAACACUCCUUCCCACCCUUGUUCCUGUGUCCCAUCUCACCCGUGAUGCCUCAGGAGUAAGGGAGUGGGAUGGGAUGCACUGCGCUGAUGCCCUCUAUCUGUGCCUGCAGCCAUGUGCUGCACGAUGAGAGGUCCUGGGGCUGGAGUUCCUCACAAUC